AUGUCUUCUGGAGAUUUCUUCGGCCAGGGCCGCGAUCAGAACAACGACCGUAAUGGUCAGGGCCAGGGUCAGGGCCGUCAAGACUACGGCGACCAGCAAUUCCGAGGCAAUUAUGGCGCUGGUGCCCCCGACUUCUCAAGCAUCGUCGGCCACGCCGAAAACCAGGGCGGCAACAACUCAUCCUUCUUCAGCGAAGCAGCCAACUUCCUCCAACAACAACAUGGCAACAUCUCCAACAACCAGGACGUUGAUCAGCAACACAUGGUGAACUCACACGAGAAGUUCUACGGUAACGGUAAUAGCGAAGGUCCUGCUAGCUCUAACGAUCUCGGUGCUGGUGCAGCCAUGCAGGCCUUGAAGGCUUUCACAAGUGGUGGUUCUGGUGGUGGACAGAACCAGUUGAUUGGACUGGCGAUGGCAGAGGCUGGGAAGUUGUUUGACCAGCAGAAUGCGAAUGGCAACGCAAGCGGCGACAAGCAGUCUGCUAUCAACUCGGCUGCUGAGAUGGCUUUGAAGAUGUACUUGCAGGGACAGGGUGGUCUUGGUGGCACCGGUGGACCUGCUGGCUUGCUAGGCUUGGCUAGCAAGUUCCUUUAA
This is a messenger RNA of Talaromyces marneffei, 597 nucleotides long. RefSeq lists its product as uncharacterized. The record is from RefSeq and is a predicted model, not a curated record. NCBI's taxonomy places the organism in Eukaryota, Fungi, Ascomycota, Eurotiomycetes, Eurotiales, Trichocomaceae. Bases 1 to 597 code for a protein of 198 amino acids. The transcript has 2 exons.